Molecule: messenger RNA, 1624 nt
Organism: Rhopilema esculentum
Lineage: Eukaryota; Metazoa; Cnidaria; Scyphozoa; Rhizostomeae; Rhizostomatidae
Product: branched-chain-amino-acid aminotransferase, cytosolic
Biological process (GO): L-valine biosynthetic process; L-leucine biosynthetic process
Cellular component (GO): mitochondrion
Molecular function (GO): branched-chain-amino-acid:2-oxoglutarate transaminase activity
Source: RefSeq, a predicted model, not a curated record
CACUGAAAGUUAUUCAACGUGUAUCUGAGGUUGGUCAAUUUCUGCUUGUAAAAAAUAAUGGCGACUCUUCUACAGCGACAUCGUGUGUUGCUUCGCGCCAGUCAUCUUUCACCCGCUAUUUCUGCCUAUUUUAACCGAUUCUCCAGCCUUGUAAUACGUAAAGAUGGAGAUCAUAGUCACACGUCACAACCGCUACGGAAGUUUGGUUGUGGAAUACAGUGUUUCUCGAGUCAUACACAGGGAGCUAUGGCAUUAAGUGAAAUAAAGCAUGCAGAUUUACAAAUUGUCAACACAACAGCACCAAAAAUGAAACCAGAUGAUGAUGCAUUAGUGUUUGGUCAAAGCAUUUCUGAUCACAUGUUGAUUUUAGAAUGGGAUAUUGAUGAAGGCUGGAAAAAACCAGUGAUCAAGCCUCAUGAAAAUCUACUGCUGGAUCCAUCUGCAUCUGUCUUUCAUUAUGGAUCUGAGAUUUAUGAAGGUUUGAAAGCAUACAGGGGAGCAGAUCGCAAAAUUCGUCUUUUUAGACCCAUGGAAAAUUUGAAGAGGUUUUGGAACUCAGCAAGAAGAAUGGCUUUGCCUACAUUUGAUAAAGAAGAAUUGUAUAAAUGCCUAGUGGAACUCGUACGAUUGGACCAAGACUGGGUACCAUAUUCACAGUCUUGCUCGCUCUACAUACGGCCCACGUUAAUUGGAACAGAGCCCAGCCUUGGCGUCAAAACUCCGUCGUCCGCUAUGCUGUUUGUCAUCACCUGCCCUGUUGGUCCGUACUUUAAGUCUGGAACAUUCAACCCUGUCUCUUUGUUGGCUGAUGAGAAAUAUAUAAGGUCUUGGCCUGGUGGUGUUGGCGAAGUAAAAGCCGGUGGAAACUAUGGUGCUACUGUUUAUAUACAAGGACAAGCUGAAAAACAAGGCUGCAAUCAAGUUUUGUGGCUAUUUAAUGACCAGGUAACUGAAGUUGGGACUAUGAAUCUUUUUAUGUACUGGAUCAAUGAUUCUGGGGUUGAGGAACUCAUUACCCCGCCAUUGGAUGGCCUUACACUUGCUGGUAUAACACGCAAGUCCAUUUUAGAAUUAGCAAGAAGUUGGGGUGAAUUCAAGGUGUCUGAGAGAAUGUUUACCAUGAAGGAUCUAUCGAUAGCCGCCAAAGAAGGAAGGAUUAAAGAAAUAUUUGGUUCAGGAACGGCAUGUAUGGUUUGUCCAGUAGAUAGGAUUCUCUACAAAGGAGAACAAUUGCAUAUUCCAACAAUGGAGAAUGGCCCGGAUCUAACAAAACGCUUCUACCAAGAGUUAAAUGAUAUUCAGUACGGUCGUCAAGAACACGAAUGGACUGAGAUUAUAUCUUAAAAUUGAAAAGCCGUCAUGCAAUAGAAAUGUUUCAACGCUUCUCUAAGUCUAUGUAAAGAGAAUGAUGGCAAAAGCUGCGCAAAUUUGAAAAUUUUGCAAUUCAUUCACGGACUGUAACGCCCUCUCGGAUACAGAACUGAAAACAUAAACACCUUUUUCAAUGAACAAGUGCAUCAAAAAAGAAAUGUGGUAAAAUGAAAAAAAGCAUCAUGUAAAAUACGACUUUUAUCGAAAAAAAAUAGAUAUUUUUUAAAUCUGUUUUAAAAAUCGAAAAGAAUCG